This is a messenger RNA of Stegodyphus dumicola, 549 nucleotides long. RefSeq names its product protein GVQW3-like. NCBI's taxonomy places the organism in Eukaryota, Metazoa, Arthropoda, Arachnida, Araneae, Eresidae. The record is from RefSeq and is a predicted model, not a curated record.
AUGGAGCAGCACUUGGAGCAACGUUAUGCGAUUAAGUUUUGUGUGCGACUGAACAAAACCGCCACGGAGACUCUCGGUAUGCUUCAAGAGGCCUUUAACGAAGAAUUCAUGUCCCGUGCAAUGAUUUUCAUGUGGCACAAACGUUUCAAAGAUGGCCGUGGGAAUAUUGAAGACGACGACCGCUCUGGGAGGACAUCAUCAAUCCGAACGGAUCAAAAUGUGGAGAGAGUGCGGGAACUUUUAAACAAUGACCGUCGUCUUAGUACUAGAUUAAUUGCCGUUGAACUGGGACUCAGUCAGAGUACGGUGUGGAGGAUUGUGACGGAGAAUUUGAUGAUGCGAAAAGUGUGUGCCAAAAGUUUUGUCGGCGGAUCAGAAAAACGACGCAUGACUGUUUGCCAGGAAAUGCUCCAACGGUUGAAUGUUUAUCCGAACCUUCUGGAGAAAGUGGUUACUACUGGAUCAACGAGUACGAUCCUGAGUAGUCGAAGCAUCAAAGCUCAGAAUGGCACAGUGCUUCUUCUCCGAAGCCCAAGAAAGCUCGCAUGA